This is a messenger RNA of Drosophila simulans, 2948 nucleotides long. Its product is annotated as elongation of very long chain fatty acids protein. Gene Ontology annotation, biological process: fatty acid elongation, monounsaturated fatty acid; fatty acid elongation, saturated fatty acid; fatty acid elongation, polyunsaturated fatty acid. Lineage: Eukaryota; Metazoa; Arthropoda; Insecta; Diptera; Drosophilidae. The record is from RefSeq and is a predicted model, not a curated record. The transcript is spliced from 8 exons. Gene Ontology annotation, cellular component: endoplasmic reticulum membrane. The coding region runs from base 584 to 1648 and encodes 354 amino acids. Gene Ontology annotation, molecular function: fatty acid elongase activity.
CAUUUCUGGCUCGCUGGACAACGGUUCACGUAGCGGCUUGUGUCUGCCUCUGGGCUCUCGACCACUCUCGCGCCGCUUUUGACUUUUUGCCUGUGAUAAGCCCUGUGAAUGGUGGAUACCCGAUACCCAACACCCAAUACACAAUACCCGAUACCAGAUACCAGAUACCAUAACCGCCCAGUAGGUACUUGGCGUGAUUCACAGUUAAGCCGUAUAAUCGUUGUACUCGUGAGCGCACUGAUCGAUUCAACUUCGUCGAGUCGAGUCGCCGAGGUUGAGGUUUCGAUGUUGACGGUUGUCGCCACCGCUGCCUGAUAAGGUUCAGACGCACAUCCGACCAGUCGUCAGUUGGCUUAAAAGCGUGCGAGGUGGAGCAUCGCGUAAACGGAACAACCGAUCGUCCGCCGCAGUUGCCAAAUGACCGAUUAGCCGACUGCAAAUUCGACUUCAAUUCCGAUUCGAGUGAUUCCGACGGGCCAAGAAGGCGAGACCCGUGCUGAUUGACCAACUCGGCUUACACACCAAAUACAGGACCGAUCCCAUUACUUGCAACACAGAAACCACAAACAGACGCGACAGCAAAAUGGCAAUCAUACUGCAAGAAGCCCAGGAGUGGUAUCGGGACCUAAUGGACAAUAAGAGCGAUCCUCGCGUUAACGACUUCUUUCUGCUAUCCUCGCCACUGCCCACACUUUGCAUGUGCAUAUUCUAUGCCUACUUCAGCAAAUCCCUGGGGCCCAGGCUGAUGGCCAAACGGAAACCGAUGGAGCUGCGAUCGGUUUUAGUUGUAUAUAACGCGAUACAAACAAUAUUUAGCGCGUGGAUCUUUUAUGAGUACUUAAUGAGCGGAUGGUGGGGCCACUACAGCUUCAAGUGUCAGCCCGUUGACUAUAGCACCACUGGCUUGGCCAUGCGGAUGGUCAACAUUUGCUGGUGGUACUACAUAUCUAAGUUCACCGAGUUCUUCGACACACUCUUCUUCAUUCUGCGAAAAAAGAACGAGCACGUCUCCACACUCCACGUCAUCCAUCACGGCUGCAUGCCGUUCUCCGUCUGGAUGGGUCUCAAGUUUGCACCAGGCGGUCAUAGCACCUUCUUUGCCCUUCUCAACUCGUUUGUGCACAUUGUGAUGUACUUCUACUACAUGAUCGCCGCCAUGGGUCCAAAGUACCAGAAGUACAUCUGGUGGAAGAAGUACCUGACCACCUUCCAAAUGGUUCAAUUCGUGGCCAUUUUCACCCACCAGUUCCAGCUUCUGUUCCGCGAAUGUGAUUACCCCAAGGGCUUCAUGGUCUGGAUCGGAUUGCACGGCGUUAUGUUCCUGUUCCUGUUCUCCGACUUUUACAAAGCGAAAUAUCUCAACGCAGCCCGACGUCGCCGGCAGGCGGUCAAGGCCAAUGGCUAUGCCAACGGCUCGGCUUCGAAUGGGCACAGCAAGCAUCUUGGAGAGGGUGACGCCCUGGUUGCAAACGGCAGCAAUACUGGGGCUUGCAUGCCGGUGAUGGAGGACGAGUACGUCAAGAGCAAGGGGCAAUCCAAUGGUGCCUACAAGGACGGCUUUUUCAAGGAGGGCGUGUUAUCCAACAACGAUGCCAUCUUCAACCCGGACAGCAGUAGUUCUAGUCUGCACCAGCGCAAAGUCAAAUAACUGCUGAUUAGGUGUACUACGAUGAUAUUCAUUAUGUUUAUGUUAAGUGAUUAGCGUGUAACUGAACCAGAUUGAAGAACAAGACAAACAAGAAACUUGGCAGAAGUAGCAGAAGACGACUGGCACCACAGCAGCGCAAAAUUAAGAGAGCUCGGUUUAUGGAUUGUUUUUGAUAAUUUAUAUUUUAAAUACGUACAAUACAUAAAAUCAGUUAUGGCAAACGUCAUUCGGAUGAGCCGAAACUUACCGAACAAACGCCACCUAUGCCCACCCACCCGAACCGUCAUUAACUAAAGCUAAGUAGGAAGAGAAGCGGCAGCACAAACUAACUAAGAUAUAAUCCAACCAUUUUUACAAACAUGUCCCACGGCACCAGUAUGAACGUCCCGCUUGAAGCACAGAUACACCUCUGGUGCGCAGAGAAAAGUUAUUUUUUGAACGAUAUUUAUAGAGCCAUAAAGCCUGUUUAAGCCAGCUGCAGAUACCAAUUACCAAUAUUAGUGUAGCUCACCGCAUACAAACACCUACUAAGACAUACAUACAUACUCACUAGGUGUACAAUUUUGUAUGAACAUUUUUGAUAACAAAUUGAGAUGUUGCGGCGGGCGACCCUAUGAUAGAUGAAAGCUAUACAUGCUCUCUUAAGUCUGCUCUAAACUUAAAGAACACGUUAUACUAUUUGUAGCUUGUUUUGUAUAUUGAGAGAACGGCAGUUUGUUGCAAUACUUUGUAAAGGUCCAAUAGUUAAACUUAUUUAUACAUUGUAGCUAGCUAGCCAAUUGCAAAAUGCAACACGACCCAGACCUCCCCUUCGCCCUCCUGGGCAAUGUGACAACUAAACGGACGACCGGACCGAAGAACUAUAGUCACUAUAGUCAGACAAGAAAGGGUGACACAGAUCAUGGAGUUAAAGCUUUUAUACUGUAAGUGCAAACCGGCUUAAGGACGAAGACAAUCAGUUUAUUCGUUGGUUGCCGACCAAUGUAGAUGAAUCUUAACGAACGUUUUCAACUAUUUUCACAUUGCAUUGAACCUCUUUUUGGUGUGGCUCGUAUAUAUUACUUUAUUACUACCUACCUAUUCAAUAUCCGCUUGUUUCCAUUUUUGGUUUGAAGUUGUUAAACGGUUUUUCAGCGAAGUGAGAAGUAUUGGUGACAAAUUAUUUGUAAGUGUAAUUCUGUCUGUUAACCCGUGCGUAUGGUUUCGUUGUUAGGUUAUGUGGCUUAAGCUGACAAGUUCAAAAACUAUAGUAAACCUAAAUAAAGCUUAUUAAUUUAUAUUAAAACUGUUCAAGAAACUA